Cantharellus anzutake is the source of this 2173-nucleotide messenger RNA. RefSeq lists its product as uncharacterized. The transcript is spliced from 5 exons. NCBI's taxonomy places the organism in Eukaryota, Fungi, Basidiomycota, Agaricomycetes, Cantharellales, Hydnaceae. The coding region runs from base 117 to 2138 and encodes 673 amino acids. The record is from RefSeq and is a predicted model, not a curated record.
AGCUUUUCUGGUCUUCUUGUCGCGGGACGGCGCUUAUGUCCUCAACGUGCGACAUGUGUUAGGAAUUCCUUCACCAAAGGAUUUUUAGGAUUAGUCGCCAAUGCCCAAUCAUCUGGAUGUUACGGUCAUGUCUGCUGACCAUGACCCCGCGCCUGGUUCAAGCAGAGCGUUCUGCAGUUGCAUCUCCUUCACGGAUAUGUGUGCCCAUCCCCUUAGCGAAUUCGAAGCCACCGACCAAAGCAAUAAAUACUGUGGGACCACCAAAACAUGUUCGCGGUGCAGCCAUUUUUGCUCGCGUUAUUGCCGACAUCAAAAGAAAGCACUCAGAUCAGCCGUCAGCCCCCACAUCUCUUCUCGAGGCCAUUCGCAGGGAACUCGAUGCCCAGAUGCUCAAUCUGCUUCGGGAUCCCCAAAGGUGGCCAUCAAUACUGCGAGCCUACAUCUAUCAUCUGUACAAACAACCAAGGACCAUCGAUGCCUCCGACCCCGUUGUCCUUCUGAUGCUUCGCUUUGUGCGUCAGGGAAAUGUCUUAUUGAGUCCGACAGAAGCACUUUUCCGAGUCGAGAAGCUCGUCCAGUUACUGGCCAAAAAGAACUGCACUCUUACCCCGCGCUCGUACCUCGCCAUUCUUUCCGCUAUCCACCCUCCCCUCUCCCCCUUUCUCACAUCUGCUGCGCUGAAGUCGAUCCAAUGGAUCGUCCACCGUCGCGAAAAUAUGGAUUCGCACACCCUUUCUCGAUUGUACCCUCGGCAAGAAUACAAAGAGAUGAGGACUCUGGCCAUACCUGUUCAUUCAGCUGUUGUGUAUGGACGUGUUCUUGGGGCUGCUUUCGGUAUCCUGAAGCCUCCGCAAACUGGAAACUGCUAUUACCCAUACAGAAGGGUACGGCGUUUGGGGCCAAACAAAGAAUACGUCGUCGAUAGCACCCUGAAAUUUGUCCAGACUCUACUGGAUGAUAUGACUAGGGCUGGCAUGUCCGUGCCGCCUCGUCUUUUGUCUAUUCUUCUGAGGGGACUUGGCGAUCUGUUACAAUAUUCAUCUCGUGUCCCCACAUCAUCCGAAACCGUCCUCACUAUUCUUCAGACGAUCGGAAGAAUCAGGAUAUCAACAAAGGUUCAUCAGCAGACAGCCAUGGUGGAUUUUGCCUGGGCCGAAACGUUGCUUACACUUCACGAGGCAGCUCGGUCCCCAGGGUUGCGACCUAACUCGCGCCCAAUUGUAUUCAAGGAACUGAUUCUGCAAAUCUCAGACUCCCCAUCUGUUUGGUCAUACGAGAAUGCCAUACAAAGAAUCCAAUCGCGCGCGUGGCGAACGCGAUUCGGGGCUCCGCUCAAUGGCUGCGACCCCUCAAUGCCGUGGUAUCAUGGUCACCAAAUUUCCUAUGUGGAGAUCGAACUUCACCGCUUCGCUAUUUUGAUCAGGCACUGUUUGCUCCAUCACGAGUUUGACAAUGCUUUGUGCCACUUUCUCCAAAUGAAGGAAUUGUUGGAGGCUUUCGAGAGCUCGGUCCCCCAGUUCCUGGCAUCCUAUCCUAAUUCAACAUUACAAUCCAGCGGACACAAUCCAUUUCGCCUUUACAAACAUCCCUCGUCUCUUAUCCGAGCGACUUCCCGGGGUCUCCGUUUUCGGUUGUGCACCACUUUCCAAUAUCUUCUGGAUUACCUUGUUGACCAACAGAUAAGCCACCCCAAUCAAUUCUCCCCGAAACAGGUCCAGAGGAUUGCUAAGCUUCUCGGCUGCACGUCUGCAUUUACGUCGUUCGAUAUGAGGUUCUUUCUGCGAACAUGGAGCACUGCAAUAUGCACAUUGCUCGAUUCGCGAGUUCCGUAUAUUGUGACACCAGUAGACGUAGAGAGGGGUAACGUAGGGAUGUGCCACAUAUUGGAAUUGGACGUGGGACGCUCAAACUCUGAGCACAAUGAUUUUGGGCCACUCACAGCCUCAGAGCGAAGCUACUUCCGUCGUAAGCUGAUGCAGUCAAACUAUGCGAAUCAACUGGUUCGUUGUGCAGCCCGCUGGGCUAAAGAAAACGCAGUCCGAGAUGAUACCGGGGUAGAGGAAGGUUUAGAUGUCCUUAAACAGUUUUUGGAAACUUCUGGUGUACGGACGAACCGACUUUAUCGUAUCAUUGAAUAAUUUUAUGAUUGAGCACAAAAUAAUGAUGAUCAAGG